AUGGCUCAAUGCUCUACUCUUCACGACGUGCUCAUUAUUGGAGCAGGACCAUGUGGUUUGGCAGUUUCAGCACGACUUUGUGAGCGAACGCCCUCGGCAAUCUUCACCGAUACGGAACACCAGCGAUACCAUUGGAUAAGAAGCCAUGGGGAUCGCGUUUCCAUCAAGGACAAGCGGACUGGUCAAAUCAAGACACCAAAGAGACCCAAAGAUUGCCGCAACUAUUCUACCCUCGUCCUCGACGGCACCGACAAGGACUGGAUGGCACGAUGGAAUCAUCUGUUCAAGACGUUCGAGAUCUCACACUUGAGAAGUCCUCUCUUCUUUCACGUCGACCCCCAGGACCGUGAUGGAUUACUAUCUUAUACAUAUGAACAAGGAAGAGACAAUGAGCUCGUUGAAAUUCCGGAAUGCGUGGGCAAAGAGAUUAGCAAGCACAAAAAGAAGCAGAGGCUCAAGUGCAAGACCCAUGGGUGUGUAUUGAUUGAUGGUGGCGUUGGUGUAUCAAAACCGAAAGCAAUACUGACCGUACCUUGCAGAGCUAGACCCCCAGUGACAAUCGAUGAGCGGGACCGUAAAGACUACUUUACACCUUCUUGCUCCCUCUUCCAGGACUAUUGCGAGUGCGUAAUUGACCGGUAUGGACUAAGGAGCAAUCUCAUACAGCAAGAGCGAGUUGAGGACAUUGACUUUGGUAUUGUCCCAGAGGUUUCCGAAACCGAGCAAGUAUUCACGGUACGUUCUGCUCAAGGCACGCACCAUGCCCGCAGUGUUGUGCUUGCAGUUGGACCAGGAAAUGCACCAUCCAUUCCAGCGGACCUAGGCAAGGUUGGUGAGGGAUGUUGCCAUGCCAUGCAGAUUCGAGAGUUUCCGGAUCCUUCGGUUAGAGCCAAGUUGCGACAGAAGAAGGAUGUAAACAUGGUGGUCGUGGGUGGUGGCCUGACUUCUGCUCAACUGACGGUAAUGGCAAGUAAGCACGGGGCAAGAAAAGUGUUUCAUCUGGUCAGGGGUCGACUAAGAGUCAAACCUUUUGACGUGGACUUGAACUGGAUGGGCAAAUUUCGCAAUUUUGAAGAAGCAUCUUUUUGGUCGGCAAAUACUGAUGAAGGUAAGAAGAGAGCAUACAGUCAACCAACCAAGAUAUUUCUGCUGAACAUUAGCNNAGAGCGGCUCGAGAAAAUCAAGGAAGCCCGUGGAGGCGGGUCAAUCACUCCUAGAUACCACAAGCUACUCAAGCAGUAUGUAACUGCCGGCAAGGUUGCCCUACACACCGAAACGAUAAUUGCUUCGUCAACCUUUUCUGACGGAUCGUGGUCGCUGAUCACAAGUCCACCUGUCGACCUACCAAAAAUUGACUAUGUCUAUUUUGCUACUGGUAUUGCCAGUGACUUCAGAAGCUUACCCUUUCUGGAGACUAUCAAUCGCAAGUUUCCCGUUGACGCAUACGGCGGACUUCCUGCCUUGACAGAUGACUUGAUGUGGAAGGAUGAUGUCCCACUCUUUGUGACAGGACGGCUGGCAGCGUUGCGUCUGGGUCCAGGGGCUGGGAAUCUUGCAGGAGCACGCAGUGGUGCAGAGAGGAUAGCUUGGGCUAUCGAGGAUGUCCUGCCGAGGGAACAAGAUGAAAAAGAGGAUGACGAUAUGAUUUACAAUUUCAAGGCCGGUACAGGGAGUCAGUUUUGUAGUCUAGAUUGCGAGACAUGUAUCUAA
Molecule: messenger RNA, 1710 nt
Organism: Aureobasidium uvarum
Lineage: Eukaryota; Fungi; Ascomycota; Dothideomycetes; Dothideales; Saccotheciaceae
Source: the annotation of a GenBank genome assembly